AUGCUAUCUGCUGAUGUAGAUAAAGUAUUGUCGUUAGAACUACCGUCUUCGACUGAAUUGGAUUGGUCCCCGUUGGCUCUCUUAGAAGAGAAAAAGAGAGAUUUAAACAUGAAAAUCAAAGAAUUAUUAUCUACUAUUCAUGAACGUCAAUUCCAAAGUUUCGACGAUUAUUUCUUGAUGCAUUAUCAUAAGUACGAACUUACUGCCAACACGGAACCAUGUGUUGACGAAACGAGUGUAGUUGAAGAAGAUGAACAUAAAAACCCAAUGAUGAUUGAUACCUCUGAUUUACAAAAAAAUAGAGUAACAGCUGGUCUCUCAAUGGAUUCAAUCAUCCCAGAUAUGGUUCAAAGAAGAUCAGCGAAGUCAAUCGUUAAAGAUAAUGAAGAAAUAUCGGGUAAAAUAAGGAAACUUAAACAUAUUCCCUCUUUACCUAGCGUUGUCGUUCCCAAAAUUAGAAAGCCAUAUAGAAUUUCUGAUACUUUAUUACCUGGAAACGCAAAAUCUAAACUAGAACAUGAUACCACGUUGUUAUAUCCAAUUAAUAAUCCAGUUAGCUUAGAAGAAGUCUUCUCAAAUGAUAAAAUCAAGCUCCUUUUAUCUAAGUUUCCUUAA
Messenger RNA from Naumovozyma dairenensis CBS 421, 615 nucleotides. RefSeq lists its product as uncharacterized. The coding region runs from base 1 to 615 and encodes 204 amino acids. The transcript has a single exon. The record is from RefSeq and is a predicted model, not a curated record. Lineage: Eukaryota; Fungi; Ascomycota; Saccharomycetes; Saccharomycetales; Saccharomycetaceae.